UUUUUGGGGGAGUGGCAGCAACGGAAACAAUGAAUAUAAGGGAAACACUGCCUGUAAUUAUUUCUGUCUCUGUGAUUAAUGUGCAUCUCUCUCCCUCCACAGAGACCAGUAAGGUGGACUAUGUGCUGUUCCAGGCAGCCACGGCCGUCAUGGAGGCGGUGGUACGGGAGUGGAUCCUGCUGGAGAAGGCCAGCAUUGAGUCACUCCGGACAUUCCUCCUCACUUACGUUUUACAGAGACCCAAGUAGGCGUGUGUGUGUAGAGGCAGCAUGAAUUAGAUUCUCAAGGAUCUAUCAAUUUCACCUCAUGCAGGCCUGUAAUGCAGUUUAAAAGCAUGUCUCUCCUCUCUCUCUCCCAGUCUACAGAAGUAUGUUCGGGAGCAGAUCCUGCUAGCUGUAGCAGUCAUAGUGAAGAGAGGCUCUCUGGACAAGUCCAUCAACUGUAAAGGCAUCUUCCACGAAGUCAGCCAGCUCAUAAGCAGCGGCAACCCCACAGUGGUAAGAAACACAGGCCUAAUUCAUACACUUAUUACAGACACAAGAGACGCAUGUAUAAGGCUGUGUUUACACAGGCAGCCCAAUUCUCAUCUUUUUUUCACUAAAUGGUCUUUUGACCAAUCGCAUCUGAUCUUUUCAUAUAAGAUCUUUUUCAGAGCUGAUCUUAUUGGUCAAAAGACCAAUUAGUGAGAAAAAAAAUCUGAAUUGCAGCUUAUGAUUAUCAGUCAUAUUUACAUUUUAGUCAUUUAGCAGAUGCUCUUAUCCAGAGCGACUUACAGUUAGUGAGUGCAUACAUUUUCAUACUGGUCCCCCGUGGGAAAUGAACCCACAACCCUGGCAUUGCAAGCGCCAUGCUCUACCAACUGAGCUACAGGGGACUAUAUCACGUAAUAUGUCAAACAUAGAAAAAGUUUUAUGUCAUAAUUAUCAAAGACGUGGUAGGAGUACACUCAUGUAAGUUAUAUGGGAGAAGAGCUCAUCAGAAUGUUUACAAAACACUGGAAGAUAAACAAGUCCACUCCCUGAAAUCCCACAGUGAUAGAUGUUCACUGUGCUUCUGGCUUUAAAACCAGUUAAAUGUAACUAAAUAAUCGAAAAUGUAGGUAAUCUACAUAAUGCCCAAAAGUAAUUAUUUAUCAUGAGAGGGCCAUAAACAAUAUCUAGUUAUGCUGCAUACUCCAAGAAAUAUUAAAAUCUCACCUUUCUGGUAAAAAUAGUUAUAAAUUGCUGAGGAGUAGUCACUUUUGAGGACACAAGCUCAAGUACACAGUACAAAUAUGCUGAAAAUAGGAAAUAUUUUAUGAUGUAUUUCCUAUUCAACAAAACUGGAUGAAUCAGGCUUGAAAUGACAUGCUUUCUAAAUAUAGUAUAAUCAAAUUAUAAAACGACUAUCGAUAAGAAUUUACCUUAUAACUGUAAAAUACAUAUUUGUAUGUUUAGUGUUAGAAAAUGUGCAUAUUUUCUAAAGGUCUUUCUUGAUCAAAACAUCUGCCCCCAUCUCUGUGAACGUCUCACAGAGCUCUAGCGUGGCUUCCUGAACUUGUUAGGAACUCUCCUUUCAUCUCAUUAAUAUUGUCCAUCUAUGACAGUGUUUUUUGUUUAAAAUCUAUGAAUUGUUUUAGAUUACUAGCUAUAAAGAUCUCUGAAUGUGCCACAGCGACGAAACCACUCUGUCCUGCCGCACUAUGAUGUAAGGAUUCCAGGCAUAUGCAUUGUUAGUGGCUGUGACAUAGGGUUCAGCCAGGAGUUGGACAGUCGGAAGAGCGAAUGAAAUGGUAGGAGGGACAUCCCAGCUUAAAGUGGUGUCAGAUUUCACAUCCUGCUUCAUACAGGCAAAAUAUACAUACUCCUGUGUUGGUGAGAAUCAGGACUACUGCUCAAUGGAAGCCAUUUCAAUCUAUGGUGUCCACAGAUUGAUUUAUAAGCUAAAAUGUUGGUUGGAGCCGUUACCAGAACCACGCAGGUCCCCAAAACAGGGGAGUUAAAUGCCCAUGCGGUACCCACUGUUCUUUUGAGAUUUCUGGUCUCCCCAACCUGAUUUGAGCUCUCCCAGUAGUAUAACUGUCUCCACUAGAUGGCAGUCUGUCUUCAGGAGGCCAGGGAGGGUUUCAAGGCUUGGGUCUAUUUAGAUCUGUCCUCUUUAGUAAGCCGGUUGCUGUCCUUUUGUCAGCUACCCUCAAUGUAACAUAUAUGACAUCAGACGGUGUGUGUGACCUCUGACCCGUGUGUGUGUGCCCCUGCAGCAGACGCUGGCCUGCUCCAUCCUGACGGCCCUCAUCAGUGAGUUCUCCAGCUCCAGUAAGACCAGUAACAUCGGCCUCAACAUGGAGUUCCACGGCAGCUGCAAACGCAUCUUUCAGGUCAGACCUCCUCUCUUCCUCCUGCUCCUUCUCCUCCUUUCUCCUCUGUCCCUCUAACUGAAUGCUAUGCUCUCUCUGACUUGCUAGGAGUGUGUGUUUGUGUUCUGAUGUGUGUUUGUGUUCAGGAGGACAACCUGCGUCAGAUCUUCGUAUUGACCAUGGAGGUGCUGCAGGAGUUCAGUCGCAGAGAGAACCUCAAUGCUCAGAUGUCCUCUGUGUUCCAGAGAUACCUGGCCCUGGCCAAUCAGGUCCUUAGCUGGAACUUCUUGCCACCCAAUCAUAUCCUUUCUUGCGUCCACAGUGUUUCCCCAUUGGUGGGAUAUACCCCACUGGUGGGUAGUAGUUUAUUCCCUUUGGGUCAUGGAAGAAUUAUAUUAUUAUAAUUUGAAAAUAACUUUUUGGAUGGUAAAACGUUUUCAGUGUGAAGUUAAACGACUAAAAGUAGAUAAAAAGUAUUUAGAAAAGAUAAUGGAGCUCCAUGGCAAAAUGUGUAGAAUAGCAGAAAAUUUGCUUUAAAAUAGCAACAUUUUGUCUCUGCGGCCAAGAUGAGGGCCUUUAAAACCUUGCUAUUGGUCACCCUAACUUUGCCACCGCUGCUGAUAAAAUCCUAGGGGAAACACUGAAGACUAUGGUUUGAUCAGAAACAUUGGUCUUGUUUGUUAGGUGAGUCAUAGGACAAUGUGGCAGUCUUGGGUAAAGUGCAGAAGGUUUGGGGUGUGGCAUAUGGUCGUACCAUUUAUGUUUUCAUUUGUUGCUCUCAUAUUUGGCUGUGUGUGUGUUGGUUUGUUCUAAGACUGUGUGUGUGUGGGUGCGCGCACGUGUGUCAUUGGCCUGUUGAGCUCAUUGGAGCGUUAAUCCUACUCAGACUAGCAGUCUCUCUCUCCCGCCUCUAUGUUUAAAAGGAUCUGAGGUGGCGUCGCUGCAAACCAGGGUUAUGUAUCACUUUCAAAGAGGCGCUGUGUGUCUGUGCUCAUACCAGAUAGCAGCCCGAUAACCAUGUCUCUUUAAUGGGGGACAGGCAAGGGGGUCGAGGGCCGCCAGCCUCUUUAAACCCAACAGCUUGUUGAGUGUCCGUCUGGAAUGUCAAACAUGGUCCUGUGUGUCCGUGUAUGUGUGUCAGGGUUUCUGUUAGGAAAAUUUGGCUCCGGACAACGUGACCGGGAAGAUUUUAAUUUACUGGACAUUUGAGAAAUUUACCAGACAUCCAUAUGCAUUCAGAUCCAUGAGUAGAAAGAGAGAGAAAGAAACCUCCGACCUGGUGCAGCCAGCGCCAUCAAUAAACAAGGGAUAUUGGCCAAAUGAGCUACAUUUACGUGUCCUUAAACAGCCAAAUUACAAAAACACUUCCUUUUGUUUCGGUGUGUAGCAUUUGCUAAACUUUGGGUUAAGUGCUUUGCUCAAGGGCACAUCAACAGAUUUUUCACCUAGUCGGCUCAGGGAUUCAAACCAACAAUCUUUCGGUUACUGGCCCAACGCUCUAACCGCUAGGCUACCUGCUACCCAGUAGCAUAUGCUAAACUUUAUAGCGUAUUGUUUUAUUGGUUUUUACUUUCCUAAAACAAUAAUUGUCCACCUCACGGUUCAGCUGUCAGAGAUUUGAGCACUAAAUGCAUCAUAGUAUUGGCCAUGCAUAGGCCUAUAGACUUAGGUGUAUAGACCUGUAUGAUAUAAAAAAGUAAUAUAAAGGUAGAGAAGCUUAGGCCUAGCCCCAGAGUGAUAGAGAGAGAGAAAUGGAGAUCUGCCGGUGGCAUGCUACGACACUGACAUGCAUUUCUUUGUCCAUGUCAGAUAGGCUACUGCGUCUGCCAUACAGAUAUAGGUUUACAGAAAGAGGCUCAUUUGUUAAUUAUUCUAUCAGAAUAUUUGUUAUAAAGAUGAGCAUGAUAUCUUUAGAUUAUAGGAGUAAUUCUGGUAGGCCUAAAACAUGUUUCCUUACCUCAAGUUCAACUGUCGGUAGCUAAAGCUUAAUAAUAGCUACACCACACCAAACCUUCACAAAAGUUUCUAAACUUUAUUAAGGUAAUAUCAAGUGUUUAUAGGGAAAAUAUGAGCAGGCUAUUACACUGAACAAAAAUAUAAACGCAACAUCGUUUAUGUUUUGGUCCCAUGUAUCAUGAGCUGAAGUAAAAAAUCCCAGAAAUGUUCCAUACACACAAAAAGCUUAUUUAUCUCACAUUUUGUGCACAAAUUAGUUUACAAGCAUGUUGGUGAGCAUUUCUCCUUUGCCAAGAUAAUUCAUCCACCUGACAGGUGUAGCAUAUCAAGAAGCUGAUUAAACAGCAUGAUCAUUACACAGGUCCACCUUGUGCUGGGGUCAAUAAAAGGCCACUCUAAAAUGUGCAGUUUUGUCACAACACAAUGCCACAAGUGUGUCACGUUUUGAGGGAGCGUGCAGUUGUCAUGCUGACAGCAGGAAUGUCCACCAGAGCUGUUGCCAUAGAAUUGAAUGUUAAUUUCUCUACCAUAAGCCGCCUCCAACGUCAUCUUAGAGAAUUUGGUAGUAUGUCCAACCGGCCUCACAACCGCAGACCACAUGUAACCGUGCCAGCCCAGGACCUCCACAUCCGGCUUCUUCACCUCGGGAUCGUCUGAGACCAGCCACCCGGACAGCUAAUGAAACUGUGGGUUUGCACAACUGAAUUAGCCUCCUUCUGUACAUCUAUAUCUGUAUAGCAGACGCAGUAGCCUGUCGGUAUUGUAGCAUGCCGCCGGCAUAUCGCUCUCUCUCUCUCUCUCUGGGGCUAGGCCUAAGCUUCUUUUCCUUUUUAUAUAUAUUUUUUAAAUAUUAAUAUCAUACAGUGGACGCCUAUGCAUGCAAUGCCCUGAUGCAUUUAGUGCUCAAAUCUCUGACAGCUGAACUGUGAGUUGGGCCAUUAUUGUUUUAGGAAAGUAAAAACCAAAUAAAACAAUAGGCUAUAAAGUUUUGCAUAUGCUACUGGGUAGCAGGUAGCCUAGCGGUUAAGAGCGUUGGGCCAGUAACCGAAAGGUCGCUGGUUCGAAUGCCUGAGUCGGCUAGGUGAAAAAUCUGUCUGUUCCCUUGAGCAAGGCACUUAACCCUAAUUGCUCCUGUAAGUCGCUUUGGAUAAGGUCAUCUGCUAAAUGACUUAAAUGUAAAUGUAUACACAUUGAAACACAAGGAAUAGUGUUUUUGUAAUUGUGGCUCAUUUGGCCAACAACCCUCGUUUAUUGAUGGCUCUGGCUGCGUGGGUGGACAUGCAAUGCAUAUGGAUGACCGAUACAUUUCUCAAAUGUCCGAUAAAUUAAAAAUCUUCCUGGUCACUUGUCCGGCGCCACAUUUUCCUAACGGAAACCCUGGUGCGUGCUGUCUGGAUGCUUGUUUGAACAGAGAACAGAUUUAUGGAGACUUCUGGGAAGGUAAAUCGGUGUGGCCUUCUGUCCAUGUGUAUCAGACAUGUCUCUGUCUGAAUUUGAGAGUGUCCGUGACCGUGUGUGUCAAGGGGCCACUCCUUAAUUGCAUGCCUGACAGCUGUAGCCUGUUAGCCCCCCCCCCCCCCCCCUCUUUAAAGACUCUUUUUAAAACACCACAGUGGCUCCAUCCUUCAUCUAUCUGCGCCACACUCCCCCUCCGGGCCCAUUAUGUGCGUCAUCUCUUAGAGACCCGCGCCCCCUGCGUUAGUAAGACAGCGCAUCUCUCCACACUGAUGUUAACCCCAGAGUCGGGAUGGAGUUGUGGUCAGGCCUCAAGGCUGGUCAGGUGCUCUGAAUGGCUACUGUGGAUGACACAACCCCUAUGUCCUGCCCCCUGCCCCUUGCCUUGACCCACUGGGGACCUUGACAUAAACAAACACCCCAAACAGGGAGUAAGGCUAUCUUGGGGACAGUUGUCCUAACUCAGGCACAGGUGAGGGGGAAAUUGGGGAGUAGGGUUGGGUGAAAUUUGGGGAGACCGCUUCUACGGUAUGCUACUCCAAAUAUUGCAAUAUCCAAUAUAAUCGUUUUGGGCCAUUUGUGUGCUUAUUUCCAAUAUUAUAGUCACAUUCUCAUUUUUAAAGGGAGGUGGCGUUUUCAGCUGUGCUAACAUAAUUGCAAAAGGGUUUCUAAUGAUCAAUUAGCCUUUUAAAAUGAUAAACUUGGAUUAGCAAACACAACGUGCCAUUGGAACACAGGACUGAUGGUUGCUGAUAAUGGGCCUCUGUACACCUAUGUAGAUAUUCCAUAAAGAAUCAGUCGUUUCCAGCUACAAUAGCCAUUUACAAUAUUAACAAUGUCUACACUGUAUUUCUGAUCAAUUUGAUGUUAUUCUAAUGGACAAAAAAUUUGCUUUUCUUUCGGAAACAAGGACAUUUCUAAGUGAUCUCAAACUUUUGAAUGGUAGUGUGUGUAUAUAUAUAUAUAUAUAUAUAUAUAAAUAUUACUAACAACAGAUUAAACACAUUUUGGCCAAGGGAUCCGUGGAAUAAGUUUAGAGGGUGUAAUAUAAUAUUAUUAAGGCCGUGGUUACGAAUACAGAGUUUUUGACCCACGCCCCUAUGGAAACCUCUCGCAAAGCUAAGGAUCCGGAUAACGUUCUGUACAUGUGUUAUUUUACGCACACUACAUACAGUGAGGGGGAAAAGUAUUUGAUCCCCUGCUGAUUUUGUACGUUUGCCCACUGACAAAGAAAUGAUCAGUCUAUAAUUUUAAUGGUAGGUUUAUUUGAACAGUGAGAGACAGAAUAACAACAAAAAAAUCCAGAAAAACGCAUGUAAAUUUUUUUAUAAAUUCAUUUGCAUUUUAAUGAGGGAAAUAAGUAUUUGACCCCUCUGCAAAACAUGACUUAGUACUUGAUGGCAAAACCCUUGUUGGCAAUCGCAGAGGUCAGACGUUUCUUGUAGUUGGCCACCAGGUUUGCACACAUCUCAGGAGGGAUUUUGUCCCACUCCUCUUUGCAGAUCUUCUCCAAGUCAUUAAGGUUUAGAGCCUGACGUUUGGCAACUCGAACCUUCAGCUCCCUCCACAAAUGUUCUAUGGGAUUAAGGUCUGGAGACUGGCUAGGCCACUCCAGGACCUUAAUGUGCUUCUUCUUGAGCCACUCCUUUGUUGCCUUGGCCGUGCGUUUUGGGUCAUUGUCAUGCUGGAAUACCCAUCCACGACCCAUUUUCAAUGCCCUGGCUGAGGGAAGGAGGUUCUCACCCAAGAUUUGACGGUACAUGGCCCCGUCCAUUGUUCCUUUUGAUGCGUUGAAGUUGUCUGUCCCCUUAGCAGAAAAACACCCCCAAAGCAUAAUGUUUCCACCUCCAUGUUUGACGGUGGGGAUGGUGUUCUUGGGGUCAUAGGCAGCAUUCCUCCUCCUCCAAACACGGCGAGUUGAGUUGAUGCCAAAGAGCUCCAUUUUGGUCUCAUCUGACCACAACACUUUCACCCAGUUCUCCUCUGAAUCAUUCAGAUGUUCAUUGGCAAACUUCAGACGGGCAUGUAUAUGUGCUUUCUUGAGCAGGGGGACCUUGCGGGCGCUGCAGGAUUUCAGUCCUUCACGGCGUAGUGUGUUACCAAUUGUUUUCUUGGUGACUAUGGUCCCAGCUGCCUUGAGAUCAUUGACAAGAUCCUCCCGUGUACUUCUGGGCUGAUUCCUCACCGUUCUCAUGAUCAUUGCAACUCCACAAGGUGAGAUCUUGCAUGGAGCCCCAGACCCGAGGGAGAUUGACAGUUAUUUUGUGUUUCUUCCAUUUGCGAAUAAUCGCACCAACUGUUGUCACCUUCUCACCAAGCUGCUUGGCGAUGGUCUUGUAGCCCAUUCCAGCCUUGUGUAGGUCUACAAUCCUGUCCCUGACAUCCUUGGAGAGCUCUUUGGUCUUGGCCAUGGUGGAGAGUUUGGAAUCUGAAUUGAUUGAUUGCUUCUGUGGACAGGUGUCUUUUAUACAGGUAACAAACUGAGAUUAGGAGAACUCCCUUUAAUAGUGUGCUCCUAAUCUCAGCUCGUUACCUGUAUAAAAGACACCUGGGAGCCAGAAAUCUUUCUGAUUGAGAGGGGGUCAAAUAAUUAUUUCCCUCAUUAAAAUGCAAAUCAAUUUAUAACAUUUUUGACAUGCGUUUUUCUGGAUUUUUUUGUUGUUAUUCUGUCUCUCACUGUUCAAAUAAACCUACCAUUAAAAUUAUAGACUGAUCAUUUCUUUGUCAGUGGGCAAAUGUACAAAAUCAGCAGGGGAUCAAAUACUUUUUUCCCUCACUGUGUGUGUGUAUGUAUGUAUAUAUAUAUAUAAAUAUAUAUAUAUAUAUAUAUAUAUAUAUAUAUAUAUAUUUUUUUUUACAUAAAAAAACUCCUUGUAUGCUAUUUUUAUCUCCCUCCAAUUAUGUUCAGAUUAUGAGGGGGUACCUGAUGAAUUUGUUGUCACAAAAGGGGUCCCCGGUCCCAAAACGUUUGCGAACACCUGAUUUUAGACUUUAUUUUCAACAUAUUGAUAUAGUCUUUUAACUUAUAAAACUGCACAGUUUUGCUUUGUAAAGUAAAAUAGAGUCUUGCACAUCACAAUAUAUCGUCAGUCAAAUAUCACGAUAUUCGAAUUAAUCAUAUCGGCCCAACCCUAUUGGGGAGGGCAGAAGAUGGGGGGGGGGGGGGGAGGGCAGAAGAUGGGGGGGGGGGGGGGGGGGGGGGGGGGGGGGGGGGCAUUUCUCCAGUGUUAUUUCACAUGGCAAGGCUGCAAGCAAGUCUUAGUGAAGGAUGUAUCACUUAAACCCUACCACUCCUUAACAUAGCUUUGUACUCUUAACCUGUCCACUGUCGAUGUACUGUAUCUAAAUACAAUGGCCUCAAGUCAUCUGGACAGAAAAUACCUAGAUGAGUUCAAUAUAGGCUUUCACUAUAAGUAAAAACACUUCUAUAUAGACUUCAAAUAUUACUCAAGUGUGUUUACACCAAUAGUGUCAAGACGCUUAAAAACGGUGUCAUCUAAUUUCUACAGAUUGCACAGUUGUCAUAUGAGUUGCAACACUGUUGACAGAUGACUGUAAAUUGAGAGACAGUUGAUGGACAACUGUAAAUGUUGGAUACUAAAGCAAUGCUCUAAAAGUGGUGCUGGACGUUUGACCUGUCAUCCAGACCAGUUUUAGUGCAGCAGGGUUCAGAGCCCAGCAGGAGGUCUCUGUCUCUCCGUCUCCUCUUCCUUUGUCUCUGUAGGAGAGGUAA
Coregonus sp. 'balchen' is the source of this 9479-nucleotide messenger RNA. Lineage: Eukaryota; Metazoa; Chordata; Actinopteri; Salmoniformes; Salmonidae. The record is from the annotation of a GenBank genome assembly.